Molecule: messenger RNA, 927 nt
Organism: Camelina sativa (false flax)
Lineage: Eukaryota; Viridiplantae; Streptophyta; Magnoliopsida; Brassicales; Brassicaceae
Source: RefSeq, a predicted model, not a curated record
AUGCAAUGGACCCGUCUUCCUGAAACUCACAUGUUCUGCUCAGUAUUUCCUAUCGGGUUAACAGGGAAUGGCUCGACGGGCAGGUACUAUGUUGUCAUACUAUUAGCGCCUACACCUUCUACGCUUAAUCUUCAAGUCUUGGAUUCUAAUCGCGGAAAAUGGAACUCCUAUACUAUCGAGCAUCCGCCUUGGUCACAGUCCGGAUGGUGGCCGACGAAUUGCCAGGCCUUGAACUUUAACAAAGCUCUACAUUGGUUAGCCCACGACGGACCUAUUGUAGCUUAUAACCCUAAAUAUAAGCAACAAUGCAUCAUCAUCCAUCGUUGCCAAGAGAUGCGCCAUGCUUCUUAUGGUGAUGAUGCGGUCGUUUCAGAGACAUUAACCGUCUCCAUGGGCCAUCUACGCAUCAUUCAGCUCGUUUGUUAUCCCUUUCCACAUGAUCAUCACCAUGUUUCUAUUUGGACACUCGUGGAUUACAAACAGUCCCUGUGGAAACAAGAGCACGACUCUGUCUAUUUCAGAGACAUGGUUUCUGGUAUUCCCUGGAUACAAGACUAUAUGCGGGAAUAUAAUCUAAAGACAACUAAGCAACAUGAUAUGUCUUUCGUCAUGUCAAUUUUCAUAAGAGAGCAGCCUCCAGAAACUAGAGAGCGGAUCAUUUUUCCACAUCCUUUACUUUGCCAUCCAACCAAUCCUCUUCUCGUUUACCUGUAUUUACCUGAACGUAUCGUUUCUCUUGAUGUCGCAACAAAAAGGCUGCGGUUAGUGACAAAAGACAUCAAAAGAGGCAUGCGUACUAUAUUUGGCCGAUACGAAUUAGGAUAUGACAUGGUGAUACCAAUGGUUCUUCACUUAGAUCCAUCAUUGGUCUUGGAACAUGAGGGUGUGCUGCUGCCACGUCGUAAGAGAGGAAGAAGAAGAAUAUAA